Benincasa hispida (wax gourd) is the source of this 506-nucleotide messenger RNA. Its product is annotated as Protein kinase superfamily protein. Gene Ontology annotation, biological process: peptidyl-serine phosphorylation; peptidyl-threonine phosphorylation. The record is from RefSeq and is a predicted model, not a curated record. Lineage: Eukaryota; Viridiplantae; Streptophyta; Magnoliopsida; Cucurbitales; Cucurbitaceae. Gene Ontology annotation, molecular function: protein serine/threonine kinase activity; ATP binding.
AGUAAGCUUUUCUUUCUCAUAUCCAGAUAAAACUCUGCUUCAAGCAAAACUGAUCGAGUUUAUACAUUUUAUUUACUUAUCUGCUAUGCUUUCUCAGGUAUUGUUUCCAAACGAUGCAGUUGUAAUGAUCCUCGCACGCAUGAUUGGAUUGUUCGGGCCCAUCGACCUGGAGAUGCUCAUUAAAGGACAGGAGACACACAAAUACUUCACUAAAGAAUAUGAUCUGUUUUAUAUGAAUGAGGAAACUGAUCAAAUGGAAUUCAUCAUCCCUGAAGAGUCCUCCUUGGAGGAUCAUCUGCAAGUUUUUGACUCGGGGUUCAUUGAUUUUCUUACAAACUUACUCGAGAUCAAUCCAGAAAGACGACCAACUGCAAAGGAAGCUCUCGCACAUCCAUGGCUUUCGCAGUCGUACGAAUAACCAUUCUCAUAAAAAAAAUUUGAAAACAUAUUCAUUACCCAUCAAAUAAAUUAAAGAAAGCUAGUAAUAAGAAGAGGGAAAAAAGAAA